AUGGUUAUUGAUCAGAUGAACCCGUUUCUAUACAAAGCAGCGGUGAAAGGCAAUGUUGAAGAUUACCAUGAGGCCUUACGGCAGAUGCCGGAAGAAGAAGCUCGCCGCCGUCAAGUUACGCCCAAGGGCAAUACUGUACUGCACGUUGCGGCGAUCCAUGGUCACAAACAUUUGGUGGAAGAGAUCCUAAAAGAAGUAGAGGAUGAUGAUGCAGUCAUGUCCCUGUUGUUUGCCAAGAACAACAGAAAUCAAAGUGUGCUACACUGUGCAGCAGAGAAGGGCUAUAGCCGCAGAUGUGAAGGACACGGCUUUGCACAAGGCCGUGCGAAUGGGGUAUUUGAAGGUGGUAAAGUUAUUGGUUGGAGAGGAUCUGAAUUUGAGUACCCUGCCAACGAUGACGGAGAGACGCCCAUUUACAUAGCAGCAGAGUUGCAAUUUCAUGACUGCUUGGUGGAAAUGCUCAACACAUGCAAAAAGCCUACCUAUGAUGGACCACUGGGUCGCAAUGCUCUCCAUGCAGCUAUCAUAUCAGGUCUUGGCAACAUUUUGAUCAAAGUAAAAAGCACUCAAGAGUUUAUUAGCUUAGAAUACACGCAAUCACUGUUGGAAAAGAAUAUAUGUUUAUGCAAAGAAAUUGAUAAGUCUGGUUGGACACCACUACAUUAUGCCAUAAAAAUUGAGAAUGAUAAAGCUGCUCACAUGAUACUUGAGAGAAAAACAUCUGCAGCGUACAUUUGUGGGGGGACAGUGAUGAGUGGACAACAACAUUCCACAUAG
Messenger RNA from Ipomoea triloba (trilobed morning glory), 777 nucleotides. RefSeq names its product serine/threonine-protein phosphatase 6 regulatory ankyrin repeat subunit B-like. Lineage: Eukaryota; Viridiplantae; Streptophyta; Magnoliopsida; Solanales; Convolvulaceae. The coding region runs from base 1 to 777 and encodes 258 amino acids. The record is from RefSeq and is a predicted model, not a curated record. Gene Ontology annotation, molecular function: protein binding. The transcript has 3 exons.